CUAGUGGAGCUUCUUCACUCAGAAUUAUGACUUCUCUUUAUUGAAUGAAGAGGAGCUCUCUACAUCACGAGAACACAUUCGAGAGAGAGAGAGAGAGAGACUUCUUCAGUAACAUUCUUGUUUCAUGUCCUAGGAAGAAAUAUCCACAAGAUUUAGACAUGGGUGGUUGCACAAGCAAGCAAGAGAGAAGAAGUAUGAGAAGUGUCAAGGAGACUUCAACUGAAAAAAGCAGAGAAAGAAGAAUCAUGAGAAGAGAGAUGGAUGAGAGAGAGAAACUGCUGUUUGAUCAGCUUAGAGAGGCAGAGAGAGAGUGGAGGAAAGAGAGGAAGAAGCUUAGAGAAGAAGUGAAGAGGCUAAGGAAGAAAGUGGAGGAGAGAGAGGAAGCAAAGGCAACAACAACAGAGGAGAGAGAGUAUUGGAAAUGGGUGAUUGAGGAGAUGUGUGUAGAGAGAGCUGUGAGAGAUGAAGCCGUUGAGAAAUGGAAACAACUCUACUUAGCUAUCAAGAAUGAGCUUGAUCACCUCAUCAUCCACACAACUUCUUCCUCUGGUGAGGCAAUAAUGCAAAGGACACUUGAGGAAGAAGAAGAAGAAGCAUAUAAGACAAUGGAAGAAUUGCGAGAUGAAGUUAGAGUUAAGGAAGGUACAAUAGAGACAUUAAAAGAGAAAAUAGCUUUGAUGGAUAGACAAAAGUAUGAGAAGGAAAGAGAGAUUGAUAUACUGAGACAGAGUCUGAGGAUUCUCGGAAGCAAGAAGAAUAAGAAGAAAGGAGCAUCAUUUGCAUCACUGAAUCUGCUGAUUUUGAAGACCAAAUGUGUAGAAUGUACAUAACACUUAAAAGUCAAAUAAAUAGUCUUCUACAACAGUGAUCAUAUCUCACUCAUCAGAGAAUCUGAUCCACAAUGUCAUAUUACUUCACUUUUUGUUUGUUUACCUUUUUUUAUAUUGGAAGUAGCAGCACUACGAGUUCGAAAAGCA
This is a messenger RNA of Eutrema salsugineum, 977 nucleotides long. Its product is annotated as E3 ubiquitin-protein ligase BRE1A. The transcript has 2 exons. The record is from RefSeq and is a predicted model, not a curated record. The coding region runs from base 45 to 830 and encodes 261 amino acids. Lineage: Eukaryota; Viridiplantae; Streptophyta; Magnoliopsida; Brassicales; Brassicaceae.